Molecule: messenger RNA, 822 nt
Organism: Dermochelys coriacea (leatherback sea turtle)
Lineage: Eukaryota; Metazoa; Chordata; Testudines; Dermochelyidae
Product: maestro heat-like repeat family member 5
Exons: 3
Coding region: 370-822 (150 amino acids)
Source: RefSeq, a predicted model, not a curated record
UUUCUCCUGGAUCGGGUCCGUUUCAUCAGUAAAAUGCUCCAGAAGUCUCAGAAGGUCAGAGCUGGGAACCGUACCAGAGCUGAGUCAUUACUUCUUGGGGGGUUAAAUGCAAAAUGAAGCCUGUUGCCCAUCACUGACAGGAAAGGAGUGCAAGAGGAGGGGAAGAGUAGAAUACACCAUUGAAAAGAAACCAGGCCCUAGGUAAGAGGAAGCCUCAUGUGGUAAAAGCCUCCAGCUAAGAGUCAUGAGAUCAGAGUUCUCUGCUUAGCUCUGCCAACAACCUUCAGUCUGACCUGGGGCAAUUCGCUUCAGGGCUCUGUGCCCAACUUCCAUCCUCUGGAAACCAGGGAUAAGACAUGGAAAAGCAAAAUGUUAAGAAUGUUUCUUUCUGCUCCAGGGACAAAGAAAGAGCCGUCUGAGACGAAGGGGAAGUGGGAAAAAGGGAGCUCAGAAGAGCAGGAAGAAGAGCGCGCUCCCAUCCCCACAUUAACAAGCAGCUCCCAUAUGACGAUGACCCGCGGGGAGCAGCCUUCCUCAGCCCCGCUCCACGCCCUGCUGCUGACAGCCGUGCAGGGUCUGACAACACCCACCCUGGAGAGAUUUAGAGCCGCAGAGGAGGAGCUGAGGACCAUCGUAUCUCUCCACGGAGACAAGAUGGAGAGAGUUGGAGACGUCGUGGGAGGGAUCUUAAUCUGGUUUGACAACGUCUGUGAUCCCAGAGCCAGAAAAGCAGCGCUGAGGGCAACGGCCUUGCUGGCUCGCUCCCACCCCCAGGACGUGGUUCUAACCUGUGUGGCUCACAUGCUGUCAUCGCACAGAUAG